Aspergillus niger is the source of this 396-nucleotide messenger RNA. RefSeq lists its product as uncharacterized. Gene Ontology annotation, cellular component: membrane; oligosaccharyltransferase complex. NCBI's taxonomy places the organism in Eukaryota, Fungi, Ascomycota, Eurotiomycetes, Eurotiales, Aspergillaceae. The transcript has 4 exons. The record is from RefSeq and is a predicted model, not a curated record. Gene Ontology annotation, biological process: protein N-linked glycosylation. The coding region runs from base 1 to 396 and encodes 131 amino acids.
AUGCCCUCCGCAUCCUCCGCACCGGCAGCUUCCUCUCUCUCCUCCGGCCCCAAAACCCUCACCCAGAACUCCUCCAUCUACGACAUCGCCCACACAGUCUGGCAGCAGUACCUGGCGACCACGCCGCAGCGCACAAUGCUGCUAGAUGCGUUCAUGGGAUUCUUGGUGCUUGUCGGUGGUGUGCAGUUUGUUUAUUGUGUCGUUGGGGGGAAUUAUCCGUUCAAUGCCUUCCUGAGUGGUUUCUGUGCUGCCGUUGGUCAGUUUGUUCUUACGGCUAGUUUGAGGAUGCAGACUAGUGGUGGUUCGACUUCUGGUGUUUCGCCUGAGAGGGCAUUCGCGGAUUAUGUCUUUGGGAGUCUGAUUCUGCAUUUCUUCUGUAUUAACUUCAUUAACUAG